AUGCUCUGCAGGCGCAUCGCGACAGUCUCCAAGACGCAAUGUAGAUUCCUCGCAAGCGACCACGGCCCACGCCCCGUUCCCGUUCCCACCCUCCGCGAUGCCUCCUUGGACACAUUUCGCAUAGAGGCCUUCGAUGCCGCAACGCCCGCCCGCCUCCCUCUCAAGCACUUCCGCGACCUACCAGCAGCACAGAAGUGGUUCACGAGGGGAGAGUAUAGCAAGAGCAGGACGUUUAUCCUCAACACCGCGUAUCUCUCUAGAUUCGGCGCCACCAUCGUUCCCUUGGAGAUAAGCAAUGCCGACCGAUUCGCUCGAAUCGAGCAAUCCCUCAGCUUCUUCCUAGAGUGCGUCCAGGCUUCCACCUCCCGCUACAACACAAAAGCUUCGCGCAAUCGAUAUUUCAGCUCCUACGUGCCCGGGGCACGCGCGAUGCGAAAGACUGCCACAUCUAACGAUUUCUUCACCAGUGCUUCUUCUACCUCCUCCCCGUCCUUGUCCACGCCCACGGCUCAAGUCUACCUCGCCCAGGCACCCAUUGCCGAUCUCCCCCGUGCUCUCGCGCAGGACGUUCCCACGCCCGAAUUGGUGCUCAAGGCGGGCAAGGGAGAUAUCUACGGUUCUUCGAUCUGGUUGGGACAGGCACCCACCUACACGCCCUUGCACCGGGAUCCGAAUCCCAAUCUCUUCGUGCAGCUUGCUGGAAGGAAGAUUGUGAGACUGUGCAGACCGGAGGUCGGACAGGGCAUUUUUGCAAAAGUGCAAGAGAGGAUUGGUGGGACUGCUUCCGCCACGAUGCGGGGUGAGGAAAUGAUGCAGGGCAGUGAAAAGAAGGCUUUGGAAGACGAAGUGUGGAGCGAGAGCGAUGAUGGUACGAAUCAGGUCGUUUGGGAGACUGAGCUUCGCAGCGGAGACGCUUUGUUCAUUCCCAAGGGCUGGUGGCAUAGCGUCAAGGGCAUCGGUCACGGCAUGACCGGCUCAGUGAACUGGUGGUUCAGAUGA
This is a messenger RNA of Lecanosticta acicola, 999 nucleotides long. The record is from the annotation of a GenBank genome assembly. NCBI's taxonomy places the organism in Eukaryota, Fungi, Ascomycota, Dothideomycetes, Mycosphaerellales, Mycosphaerellaceae.